AACAUUUACGUUGUGUCGUCAUACGCGGUGUAUUUUCACAUAUUUUUUUGUCCACUUAUAUUGGUGUUCAAUUUGUUUAAUAGUUAUAAACGUUUGAAUUUUCAGUGAAUUUUACUUAUUUUUAGCAAUUCAAAACUUCUAAUGAUGUCGAAGUUUUUAUUGCUUCUUUGCUUUACUGCUGUCCACGUUCUAGGUGAAGACCAGGAAAAUGUUUUAUCUAAAAAGAAUGAUGCUCUUCUCACUUCUCCCAGGACAUCUUUACAAAAUGAUUCUGAACAUUUAAAAACAAAUAUUCUAUCAGAUAAGAAUAUUUCCUUGACAGAUUUAGGAAUUAUUUCAGACACAAACAAGAAUAAAAUAAAGCCACAAGAAGUUAUUAAAAAUUCUUUUCAAACUUCUACAAUUAUUUCCAAUCAUUCUACUAUCAUGCCAUUAGAUAUGACAGCUAUCCCAAUUUUUACAAAUGAAACAUCUAAAAAAAUUUCGUAUAUAACUAAUCCAAUAGUUAUACAUGCUCCAGUAAAUUCUACCUUGUCUUCUUACACAACUGGUAAAUGGACAGUUGUUAAUGGAACAGAUCAAAUUUGUAUUGUAGUACAGAUGUCUGUGAUGUUUAAUAUCUCUUAUAUCAACGUUAAUAAUGAGACAUCUUUUAUAACAUUCGAUAUGCCAACAGACAAUGUUACUACGAAAGCAAGUGGAUAUUGUGGCAAAUUGGAACAAAAUUUGACAUUAGAAUGGUCUGCUAAAAAUAUAACUAAUGGUAGUAUGACAUUGCAUUUUAUGAAAAAUGCAACUGAAAAUGAUUAUUCUCUUCAUCAUUUGGAAGUUUUUCUUCCAGCAUCAGAUUUUCCUUCAAAUUUAAAACUGAAUGGAUCAGUAUCUUUAGUACAUGAAACACCUGAUUUUGAAGUUAGACUAUCCAAUUCUUAUAGAUGUUUAAAACAACAAACGCUCAACUUAAAACAGAAUAAUAGUAAUGAGACAUCUGGCUAUUUAAUUGUAUCAGGACUACAAUUUCAAGCAUUCAAAGUUGAUAAUUCUACUGUGUUUGGUUUAGCCAAAGAUUGCGCUUUUGAUACACCAGACGUCGUACCAAUAGCUGUAGGCUGUGCACUGGCAGGAUUAGUGAUUAUAGUAUUGAUCGCGUACUUGAUUGGUCGUCGUCGAAAUCAAGCUCAUGGCUAUCUUAGUAUGUAAUAUUAAUGUUUUUUUAUUUUUAAUUUUUUUCGUUGAUUCAGUGAAAAUUUCAUUAUUUAGUUUAUAUAAUGUAUUAUAAUAUUAGCUGCAAAACUUAAAAGAAGAUAUUUCCCAAAAAUCAUAUAUUAAAAAUUGCAACACGAACUUUUAAAAAUAUAAUUAACAGAAAAAUAAAGAUAUAUAAAAUUUAUGAUUUUAUUACAUCAUGUUCAAAAUCAUGUAUGAUGUCUUUGAAUUAUAAAACAUUUUAUUUACAUAUUCAAGUAAUAAAAUAAUACAAUAUAUAACGUA
This is a messenger RNA of Apis laboriosa (Himalayan honeybee), 1491 nucleotides long. RefSeq names its product lysosome-associated membrane glycoprotein 1 (gene Lamp1). Gene Ontology annotation, cellular component: membrane. The coding region runs from base 142 to 1200 and encodes 352 amino acids. The transcript is spliced from 5 exons. The record is from RefSeq and is a predicted model, not a curated record. Lineage: Eukaryota; Metazoa; Arthropoda; Insecta; Hymenoptera; Apidae.